AUGUAUAUCCGACGAGAAAGUGAGAUCAUCUGGAUUCACGUAGUAACGUUCCUUUGUCUUUGUGACUGGACCGCCUCGCAGAUAUCCUACUCGAUUUUCGAGGAGGUGAACAAAGGCACUGUAGUGGGGAAUAUCGCAAAGGAUUUAAACGUCAACCUGCAGGAACUGGAAGCCAGAGAUCUGCGUAUUGUUUCGAGUUACAGUAAGAAAUAUUUUGACGUGAAUUUGCGGACCGGAAACAUCUUUGUCGACGAGAGAAUAGACCGAGAAGAGCUUUGUCCUAAUUUGGAAAAAUGCUUGUUGAAAAUACAAGCUGUUUUAAACAACCCCAUGACUGCACACCGCGUAGAGAUCAAUGUUUUGGAUGUAAACGACAACCCACCUGCUUUCAUUGAACACACGUAUUAUUUGAAUAUUUCCGAAUCAUCGUUGACGGGAGAGCGAUAUCUUCUCCCCAUAGCAGUAGAUGCAGACAUCGGUGGGAAUUCAGUAAAGACAUACAAGCUGAGUCAAAGUGAACAUUUUUCUCUUGAUGUGCAAAGCGGUGGAGAGCACGGAGUGUCCGCUGAGUUAGUGCUGCAGAAAGCUUUGGAUCGAGAGAAACAGUCGGUAAUUAAACUUGUCCUGACGGCUGUAGACGGAGGCAGACCUCCUAGAUCCGGAUCUAUACAAUUGAAUGUUAAUGUUAUAGACGUCAAUGAUAACAUACCCACUUUCAGUAAAUCUUUAUAUAAAGUGCGUGUGAAAGAAAACGCGACUCCCGGUUCCCUUGUAAUUAAGUUAAAUGCAACCGAUACAGACGAGGGCAUGAACAGUAAGAUCCUGUAUUCGUUGGUCAAACGAGGCAAUAUUGAUCCAUCAAAUAUUUUUGAUCUAAAUUCAGAAACUGGAGAAAUUACUGUGAAGGGAACAUUAGAUUAUGAAGAGACUCCUGCUUAUGAAGUCAGAGUUCAAGCUAUGGAUCAAGGCUUAUCUCCUCGUAGUGCACAUGCCAAAUUAUUAAUAGAGAUAAUUGAUGUGAAUGACAAUGCCCCAGAGAUAUCAGUGACGUCACUGAUGACGCCUGUAAAAGAAGACGCAGAGCUGGGGACAGUAGUUGCUUUUCUCACAGUGAGUGAUACAGAUGGAGGAAACAAUGGUGUAGUUAACUGUAAGGUAGAGGGCUCUGUUCCUUUUAAACUAAAGUCCAACUACAAAAACGACUAUUCAUUAGUAGUAGAUGGACCAUUGGACAGAGAAAACACUUCUCUUUACAAUGUCACCAUUACAGCUGCAGACGAAGGAAUUCCACCUCUGUCCAGCACCAGGGUCAUUACUGUUCAUGUUUCUGAUGUCAAUGACAACUCACCUCGUUUCAUGGAGCCUGUGAUAAAAAUUUAUGUGAAAGAAAACAGUGCAACAGGAUCAAUUAUUCAUAUGAUAAAUGCCUCUGAUCCUGAUUUGGACAGUAAUGCAAAACUGACUUACAGGUUGUUAGAUAACUCUCAAAAAAAGAUUCCAAUUUCGUCUAUUGUAAACAUCAACUCAGAAACAGGAGAUAUAAUCAGUCUGCAGUCUUUUAACUUUGAGGAGUUGAAAACGUUUCAGUUUAAAGUUCAGGCCACAGACUCUGGUGUUCCUCCGCUUAGCAGCAACGUGACUGUGAACGUUUUUAUCCUGGAUGAGAAUGACAACAGUCCUUCGGUUCUUUCUCCAUAUUCUGAGCACGGUUCCGUUAACAGUGAGAGCAUCCCAUAUUCUGCUGAAGCGGGAUACUUUGUGGCAAAGAUCCGGGCUGUAGACGCAGACUCUGGAUACAACGCACUGCUUUCUUAUCACCUCUCUGAGCCAAAAGGAAACAACCUCUUUCGGAUUGGAACCAGCACCGGGGAAAUCAGGACUAAGAGGAGAAUGAGUGAAAAUGACUUGAAAACUCACCCCUUGGUGGUGCUGGUUUCUGAUAAUGGAGAACCCGCCCUGUCAGCUACUGUGUCUAUAGAUGUGGUGGUGGUGGAGAACACAGCUGACAUCCAGACCCAGUUCAGACAUGUGCCCACAAAGGACGAUGGCUUCUCUGAUUUAAACCUGUAUCUGCUGAUCGGCAUCGUGUCGGUGUCAGUCAUCUUUCUGCUGAGCCUCAUCACUUUAAUAGCUGUCAAAUGCCACAGGACAGACAGCAGUUUCAGCAGGUACAGCGCCCCAAUGAUCACCACCCACCCUGACGGGAGCUGGUCUUACUCGAACGCUACUCAGCAGUAUGACGUCUGCUUCAGCUCAGACACGCUCAAGAGUGACGUAGUGGUUUUCCCCACACAGUUUCCGCCUGCAGAUGCGGAGCUGAUCAGCAUUAAUGGAGGAGAAACUUAUACCAUGACUCAAACUUUACCAAACAAAGAUAAGGUGAGUCGACAUCUCCACUGA
Limanda limanda (common dab) is the source of this 2400-nucleotide messenger RNA. RefSeq names its product protocadherin alpha-C2-like. The record is from RefSeq and is a predicted model, not a curated record. Gene Ontology annotation, biological process: homophilic cell-cell adhesion. The transcript has a single exon. Bases 1 to 2400 code for a protein of 799 amino acids. Gene Ontology annotation, molecular function: calcium ion binding. Gene Ontology annotation, cellular component: plasma membrane. Lineage: Eukaryota; Metazoa; Chordata; Actinopteri; Pleuronectiformes; Pleuronectidae.